AAAGGUUUCCCUUUUUCCCUUUCCCUGGGAUUCAGUUUGCCAUUUUCCCAUCUCCUCUGGCAGAGCUGCUCACCUGUUCUGCCCCAAGGCACAAAUCCUGGCACAGGGGGAGGACCCAGAGCCCAAACCAUGCCCAGCCCAGGAAAGCUGGAAAGGAAGGGAUCUGUACCUAAACUGCAGCUGGUUACGUAAGGAAACAACUGAGGAAACUUCAGGGGAGGGAAGAACAGGAAAAUUGUUGAAAAAUUAAUUUAGCCUUGGAAGAAAAUGGGACAGAGCUGCUCCAGGAAUGUUGUUGGUACAGAGAAGCUGCAUCUCCUCCUUUCCCUGUGCCUGAGUAAGGAGGGGAUUGGGCACUGAUAAAUCAGCCCAGGCUGCAAAGUCUAAAUAACUCAGGGGCUGCUGAGUUAUUCAGAGCUGUGCCUUUGCUGGGAGCAGCCUCCAGCUGUCAGGGGCAGGUAAGGCAGGAAAUCAGCCCCAAAUUCAGCUGCCUUCAGCUGCUGGGCUGGUACCGAAGCCUCUCUCCAAAGGAGAUCCCUCUGCUUUCCUGAGGGUCAAAAAUUCAUGCAUCUCAUCUGAAAGGACUUUUGCACAUGGUUGUAGGUCACCAUAAACUCCAUCUGUGUACUCAGCUCAACUGGAGGAGAAAAUUCAGCAGUGCUCUGAAAAUUCAGCGAUGCUCUGAAAAUUCAGCAGUGCUCUGGAAAUUCAGCAGUGCUCUGAAAAUUCAGCGAUGCUCUGGCUGCUGUCCCGUGCAGCAGGCAAGGCAGGCUGACAGGAACCCUCUGCUGCAGAAUCCUCUGCUCCAGGCAGAGAUGCAGCUGAAUUCCAGCCCCAAAGCCCAGAGCUGCAGCAGGAGGAGCACACACAGAGAUCAGGGUGCAGGUGGAGACGAGGAAGUCGGCUCUCAGACUUUGUGCAGGUGUGGCACCGCCACUCGAGGAGGGGUUGGAGGUUCCCAGGGGUAACAGGAACUCUUCCUGGACAGGGCAAGCUCCUGGGCUUGGUGUGCACUGAGCAGCAUUUCAAAGAACCAAAAUAGCACCUGCGUGCUGCCACUGAGGCCAGCAGGAAGGAAGUUGGGGUUAAAGAUUAGGAAGAUGCUGGAAUUCACUCACCUGAGCCAGAAUUCUGUCAGCAUUAAGAGGGACAAGAUGGUGCCUUGGAUAAAUGAGGAUGUUCAGCAGGACAGACCCAUGAAGGUGCAGAUAAGAACAGCUCCACAUCAACAACUUGCAGACAGGAUUUCCACUCCAAUCCCAAGGAGGCGCCCUCCAAGCCCCCCGGAGCUGAAGAUGGACGUGAAGAGGGUGAAGGACUACCUGUACUGGCUGUACUACCAGUACCAGCUGGUGACGUGCAGCUACGUGCUGGAGCCCUGGGAGCAGUCCAUGUUCCACACCAUCACGGUCACCGUGCUGGCCAUGGUGGUCUACACCGCCUACGUCUUCGUGCCCAUCCACGUGCGCCUGGCCCUGCAGUUCUUCUCGCAGAUCUUUGGCUCCCAGCCUGAGGGGGCCGUGCUGAACUGAGCCGGGCCCAGCAGGGCCCAGCAGCUCCCUGGAUUCGGCUCCCAGCCUGAGGGGGCCGUGCUGAACUGAGCCGGGCCCAGCAGGGCCCAGCAGCUCCGUGGAUUCGGCUCCCAGCCUGAGGGGGCCGUGCUGAACUGAGCCGGGCCCAGCAGGGCCCAGCAGCUCCCUGGAUUCGGCUCCCAGCCUGAGGGGGCCGUGCUGAACUGAGCCAGGCCCAGCAGCUCCGUGGAUUCGGCUCCCAGCCUGAGGGGGCCGUGCUGAACUGAGCCGGGCCCAGCAGGGCCCAGCAGCUCCCUGGAUUCGGCUCCCAGCCUGAGGGGGCCAUGCUGAACUGAGCCGGGCCCAGCGGGGCCCAGCAGCUCUGUGGAAUGGCUCACAAAUGGCUCCUGCUGAGGAAAACCCUGCUUGAUUCACCUCCGGGGAUGGAGAGCGGAGCGAGGCACCGAGCGCGGCCCCUCUUCCAUGGACACCCUGGGAAUGGCACAGGAUCCACACAGCUCCCACCUCCAGCACCAAACCCCAUCUCCUGCUCCAUCCUUCUCAGCCAUUCUCUGUCCCAGUGCUGCUGCAGGAUCUGCUGCUUCGAGGGACAGCAAAGCUCUGCUGCCCCAAACUCACUGUGAACACCAGGCUGGAGGGCUGUGAUGUGCCCAAGCCUCUUUGCUCUGGCAUUUCAGGCAGCACAAGUGUAGAAGAAAAAGGGGCACUGGGAGGUUUUCCAGCAGGGAAUCUGCUGAAUUCCCUAUGGACUGAUCUGCUUGGAAUGUCCUCAAACCCCAAAAUAACAGAAUCCCUCUGGAAAGCCUUGAACACUUUCUUAUCAUGCUGUUUUCUCUAAAUAGCUUGCAUUUAAAGAUUGUUUCAGAUGCCAAAAAGCACAUUUAACAAUGAACAGUGAAUGCAAACCCUAUUUCCUGUUUAAUUCUUGCUCAGACACUCUCUUUCCCAAGUGGAGCUGGGAACAAUGAAUGCAUAAAGGCAUUACCCAAGAGGAAAAUCUGUCCUAGAUUUGUAAUUUCCAUUAAAUAUUCUUUUAAUCUGUAACGUUUUUCAUUGCUUUGGAAAUGAGCUGCAUCCAACUGCUCUGGCAGAGGCUGUUUUGGUGGCUCCUCACACCCAAAGUUCUACCAACACAGUGCAGGGGCCAGGUUAGAGGAGAUAAAAAAUGAGGAUAUCCAGCAGGAUUGGAGUGCUCAUGUCUGGCUGGUUGGUGACUUCCAGGCUUCAAUGGAUGGGAGAGAAGCUUGGAAGAGAAAGCAACAGGAGGAUGAACUCAAAUCCAGCUUUUUUCACGUCUAAGUUCCUGCCUCUGAGUUCAGAUGGUCUAAAAUAUUUUCUUUUUGGAAAAAAGUUCUCCACAUCAUCUUGCAGCUCAGUGAGGAUGACAGGAGGAAGCAGCCCUGCUCUGUCUCAGUGCCCUCCUGCCUUCUCUGAUGAAAAUCAAAAUAUUUUCUGGCUGCUCCCACUCUCCAAGGUAGCAAAGUGCAAAUCAGCACCGGGGGAAGAGGAUCCAGAGUGGAAAUAAUAUUUUAAUGCCUGCAGGGAAGGCUUAGAGAGAUCUCCUAUACAAAGAAGAAAUUAGAUUUAUUACCAUUGCCUGUGGGGAGGUUUAGGAACAAUGGGAGGCUUGUUUGGUUUUCACUGUACACAAAUCAAACGUGGGUGCCAAAUCAUAAAUUACAGCUGCACUCUGCACGUCUCUACCAGCUGAUGCUCCUGUUAGUAGAAGUGAGAAGUGCAAAAUGUAAAUAGCUUUCAAAUGAUGUUUGCACAGUUCUAGAUUAAAGGGAAAACCCUCUUAACUCCUUCCUCAAGCUGCAGUGGGCUCCUGCAUGCUUCAGAGCACAAAUUUGUUUGGAAACGAAGACAUGUGGUGAAGGUUGCCCAGAUCUGAACAUGUGAAUGCAGUUUUUUCAGCCCAAAAAAAUAAAAUUUUAUUCUUCACAAGCAA
Molecule: messenger RNA, 3483 nt
Organism: Zonotrichia leucophrys gambelii
Lineage: Eukaryota; Metazoa; Chordata; Aves; Passeriformes; Passerellidae
Gene: SPTSSB
Product: serine palmitoyltransferase small subunit B
Exons: 3
Coding region: 1101-1532 (143 amino acids)
Biological process (GO): endoplasmic reticulum organization; ceramide biosynthetic process
Cellular component (GO): serine palmitoyltransferase complex
Molecular function (GO): serine C-palmitoyltransferase activity
Source: RefSeq, a predicted model, not a curated record